CGACACGAAAAGUUAAGCGAUCGCGACAUACUUGGUCAGUAACAAUCGCGGCCAGUCUCUGUCAACACAAUCGAUUUUGAAAAAUGGCGACCCCGAAGGACCUUUUCUUCGAGGAGUUGAAGAAGGUGCAGAGGCUCUCGAGCCAGAGGUGGCGACGGUUGCUCGACCAGGAGGCGUUCCAGCUGUCCCCCUACGACCGCGACAGCCUGGAGGUCUUCAGUCAGCUGGGGCUGUUCGCCUCGAGCACGAUGUUCGCGCUGACCUGCCUCAAUGCGUGGGGCCACCAGUGGUCGCGGCCCGAGCGGCUCUUUUUCGAGCUCUGCGCCACGGUGCUACCCUGGCUCGCCACCUGGACGAUUCUGGUGGGCUGGACCAACUACGUGUCGGGCUUCUUCCUGCUGAUGACGCUGCUGUUCUGGCGCGACACGAUACGCGACCUGAUCAAGUGGAAACGCGAGGUGGUGAGAAUGAGCGAGGACGAUUACGCCAGCGGUCGGCUGGCCUUGAUGACGAAUUUCCGCGGCAUGGCGAUCCUCGUGAUGGUGCUCUACCUGAGCCUCGAGCAGUGCAGCUGCUUCCCGGAGCAGCUGAGAUUCCACCCGCGGCACUACAGCCUGGGCAAUCUGGGCCCCGGCCUGAUCAUGCUCCUCAACGGCAUGUUCGAGAUGCAGCGCGGCUACAAGAGAAACCGGCCGAGCAAGUGGUGGCGGACGACCUGGACGAUUCUGCUGCUCGGACUGAUCAACGGCUACUACGUGAUCUACGUGAAGCAGCGCUACAACGAGCAGGGCCGCCACUGGAACUUCUGGAUCUCGGUCUGGCUCGCUCGGCUGAUCACGGCCCUCCUGGCGCGGCCGUGGCUGCGCGGACGCAACUCCGCCUUCGUCGCGGGCUUACUGCUGCUCUGCCUGCAGUACUGGAACACGCGGCACAACAUGGAGGCGCUGCUGCUGAGGCCCCUGCUGAGGCAACUGCCCAGUCGGUUCUACGCCGAGCUCAACAGGGAGGGCUGGGUCGGUUUGGUGGGCCACUUGGCCCUCUACAUGUGCGGCAUCGGCACCGGCCGCUUGAUCCGACACUACGACCUGCCGCACGAGACCGAGGCGGCGAUCGAGCUCAAGGCCAACGGCGUCGCGACGUUCGCCUGGUGGGCCGGCUCGGCGGCCUUCAGCAUGUGGGUGCCGCGAGCCGAGGCCAAGUCCGAGCUGAUGGUCGUGCUCGCGGGCACGGGCUACUGCAUCUGGCUGGGAAGCGUCACCCUCGCCUCGCUGGCUCUGCUGGCCGCGAUCGAGGCCGCCUUGCGCUACAGGACCAGGACGGGCGGCGAGCCAUUCCGCACCCUCAUGAUCUAUCGCUGGAUCAAUCGUUAUCCCCUGUGCUUCCUCUGCUGCGGACUGCUCGCCAACGAGUUCGUACGAGAGUACGCGCAGGACGCGAAAAAGUUUCUCGUCAAUCCCUACUUCAGCCUCGUCACCGUUUUUUACGGCGUCCUCGCGGUCAUUCUCGUGGGCAUAAUCAUCUACUCCGUCGUGGAUUUAUUGUUUAGUUUUAUGUCGCCGCCCGAGCCGAAAGUGAAAAAUGCCCGCUAUUACGACAAACGGAGCGUACAGUGAUACGUAUUACGUACUUAGCCGCCGAUUUCGCAUUUUCGCCCGAUUCUAAAAUUGGGACAUUUUAAAUCUUGACGAUCUAUCCUGGCGAACGCGAGCUUGGACGUGGCUCUUCGAAGCUGCGUUCGAACGUAAACUUGAGAAAUAUUAUACAUAUAGGUUGAAUCACGACUCGCGCCGUCCACAAUCAUCGAUCGUUACAUUUACACUGCAAAAAUUUCCAUAGGUUCCGACGCGUAUUAACUGUACAUAUAGAUAAUAUUUUUUAUGUAAGAUAAUUUGUACAUAUGAAACUUGACUAAAACUUACGAUUGUGUACACUGUGAAAAUAACAUGACUUUUAUAUACUAGA
Trichogramma pretiosum is the source of this 1962-nucleotide messenger RNA. RefSeq names its product GPI-anchored wall transfer protein 1-like. Gene Ontology annotation, biological process: protein localization to plasma membrane; GPI anchor biosynthetic process. The record is from RefSeq and is a predicted model, not a curated record. Gene Ontology annotation, molecular function: glucosaminyl-phosphatidylinositol O-acyltransferase activity. Gene Ontology annotation, cellular component: membrane; endoplasmic reticulum. The coding region runs from base 84 to 1613 and encodes 509 amino acids. The transcript has 2 exons. NCBI's taxonomy places the organism in Eukaryota, Metazoa, Arthropoda, Insecta, Hymenoptera, Trichogrammatidae.